Messenger RNA from Phanerochaete carnosa HHB-10118-sp, 2006 nucleotides. RefSeq lists its product as uncharacterized. Bases 1 to 1722 code for a protein of 573 amino acids. The transcript has 3 exons. Lineage: Eukaryota; Fungi; Basidiomycota; Agaricomycetes; Polyporales; Phanerochaetaceae. The record is from RefSeq and is a predicted model, not a curated record.
AUGCGGCGUGAAGCCCGAGCAGAGCUGUUUGGCUCUGUUAGGAUCGCAAGCUUUCGCUUUCCGUAUUUGGGCGCGUAUGACGUCUGGAUCGGGUCCCGAGAGCGCCUAGUCGAGACUCGAGUGUGCGCCGGACGAUCAAGCAGUGGGGCUCUCGAGUGCCACCAUGUCCCAUCCGCAUCCGCAGCUUGCUCACACCCAUGCUCUGACUCCCACCUUCUCCUCUUCACCGCCCUCUUCAUCUCGCUCUCUCCCCCCGACGAUUCCCCUCACGAACUCUCACGAAUACCUGUCUCUCGGAACGCACAACACGAGGAACACGCCCGCACCAUGCCGCCGCCCGAAGAGCUCCCAAGGCACGACGCCGCGUCGACCACAAGUCCAGCGAGCUCGGAUGGCGAGAAGAAGCGCGUCGACAGCAAGCUCGACGACGUCAGCAACGAAAAGCUUCGUCAUUCCGGCGCGAGCACCGACUACACCGCCGACUCGUCCACCGCCCAGAACGACCAAGUCGAGGAGGACGAAGAGACCAUGUCUUAUUCCUCCGGCCCACCCUCCUUAGACUACACCCUCCACACAAACCGCCGUGAGCGGUACAUCAUAAUCUUUUUCUCCCUUCUGUUUUUCGAGUCCGGCAUCCUCCCCUUAAUCCUCUUCUAUAGUCUGGAAUGGGGUGCCCAUCUCAGCAUGACCAAGAACCUCGCUAUCAUUACAAGCCUCAUUGGCACAGUCAGUGGCCUCAAGCUCACUCAGCGCACCUUCCAGCUCUGGUUCGGGAAGGGACAUGAAAGUAGGAGGCCUAUCGGCAGCGGCCGCUGGGGUGUAGACGCGUUCCAUGUCCUCGUUUCCGUCGUACUCUGCGCUUUCUUUGUUCCGCUCAUCAUCGGCUCGUCCCUCAACCCCGCGUCACCUCGCACAGUCGCCAUGGCGCUUCCCUGCGUAAUGCUUACUUUCUCCAUUCCCAUGCUUGUUACCGGCCUCUUUGAUCGGCACAUACGCGUCCCCCUUCGCGUCUCGUCCCUCCCUCCGAACUCGCCCCUCCCCCCGCUCACGUACACCAUCGUCGAAGACGUCGUCGCCGUCGACGGUGGCGGCGGACUCGCCUUCCGCCACGCCUGGGCGCACCGCUACCAAACCUCGCUCGUCAUCCGGCGCCUCCUGCGCUGCCUCGCGCUCUGGUGGGGCGCGACCGGGCUCGUGCUCGGCGGCGGGCUGAUCGCGAUCGCGUGGACCGCGCCGGAGAACACGGCGUACGGGCUCGGGUACGGCAUGCCGUGGCUGUGGGCGAUGCUCGGCGCGGGCGCGACAAUCGUGCACGUGCAGCGCCAGCUGCGCGUCGAGCGCGAGGCGUGGGACGCCGUCGGCACCGGCGCCGUGCACCGCGACGUCCAGCUGCGCGUCCAGCUCAAGGCCGACGAGGCCGACCGCGAGGUCGAGCGCCGCGCGCGCUGGGAGCGCAGGCAGCGCGACCGCGAGCACCGCCUCAGCGGCGUCUCCGGCUUCAGCGGCGCGUCCAGACGCUCCAGUGGCGACGCCGUGCAGCAGCCCCCCAGCGUCGCGUGCCGCGACUACGUCAGCGGCGCCGCUCCGCUCCAACAAACCCCGAGUCCUGUCCCGAGCAGGCCCGAGAAGAUGCCCCUCCCGGAACGCACGCCGACACCCGAGGGGCAGCCGCAUACGCCGCCUGCGGUGCCGGCGCCGGAGCCUGCGUACCAGUCCGUGUAGACAUCGGUGCCUCUUUUUUUUUGUUCCUUGGUUGGUUUCGACAUGUGAUAUUUGUAGAUACCACGUUUACUUCCGUGUACUUUAUCUCUGGUAGUGACCCUGAUGUUUCGGUGUUGCUCGCUGUGGCCUCCUUUUGUCCCGGUUACUGUACAAGUCGUUCUUUACGCUAUAUGCUCUGGGAUGCCAUUGGUUGGUAGUGAUACUGUAGAUGCUGUAUAAUGUCUAUCGAGAUAUAUAUUGUCCGGAAAAGCUUGCAAGCUUUGACAGGGGUGGAAUUGCUUUGU